AGGAACAUGCACCAGAGAGUGCAGCAGAGAAGGAGAGGGAGAGAGGAUGUAGCCUAGCUCUAGCCAGAGCAGCAUCACCCUGACUAACCGCUGAAUCUCAGUAAUGCAGCAGAAUCAAUGGCCCAACUAAAGAAAGGCACCAUGGCUGUUGGAUUGAGGCCAGUGAUUUUGCUGCUUUUGCUGCUCUGCUGUUGGCAACUUGCCUCAAGUAAAGAAGGAAAAUCCACAAAGAAAGGAAAAAAAGGAAAGCAAGUUGUCUGUCCAUCGCAGUUGUCUCCAGAAGAUUUGGCACAGGUUCCAGCUAACUCUACCUCCAACAUUUUGAAUCGUCUGAUGGUCAGUUAUGACCCAAGAAUAAGACCUAACUUUCAAGGUAUCCCAGUUGAGUCCAGAGUGAACAUCUUCAUUAACAGCUUUGGGUCUAUCCAGGAGACGACUAUGGACUACAGAGUAAAUAUAUUUCUUCGACAAAGAUGGAAUGACCCUCGUCUACAGCUUCCUACAGAUUAUAAGAGUGAAGCACUAACUGUUGAUCCCAAAAUGUUCCAGUGUUUAUGGAAACCAGAUCUUUUCUUUGCAAAUGAAAAAAAUGCAAACUUUCAUGAUGUCACACAAGACAAUAUACUGCUCUUCAUCUUCAGGAAUGGAGACGUCCUGAUCAGCAUGAGGCUGUCGGUGACACUGUCUUGUCCCUUGGAUCUUACGCUUUUCCCAAUGGACACACAGCUAUGCAAGAUGCAGCUGGAGAGUUUUGGCUACACCACCAGUGAUCUUGUGUUCAUGUGGCAGUCUGACCCAGUUCAAAUGGAUGAGAUUGCUCUCCCACAGUUUGACAUCAAGCAAGAGGAUAUAAAAUAUGGAAACUGCACAAAGUACUACCAAGGAACAGGAUACUACACCUGUGUCGAGGUUAUAUUUACGUUGCGACGGCAGGUCGGUUUUUACUUGAUGGGAGUUUACGCUCCAACACUGUUGAUUGUUGUUUUGUCCUGGUUGUCAUUCUGGAUCAACCCUGAUGCCUCAGCUGCAAGGGUGCCACUAGGUAUUUUGUCAGUGCUUUCGCUAUCCAGUGAGAGCAUGUCCUUGGCUUCAGAGCUACCAAAGGUUUCCUAUGUAAAGGCUAUUGAUAUUUGGCUCAUUGCCUGUCUGCUCUUUGGUUUUUCAUCCCUGGUGGAAUAUGCUGUAGUCCAGGUGAUGCUGAACAGUCCUAAACGGAUCGAAGAGGAGAAAGCCAAAAUGGCCACAAAAGAAAAAGCUUUGAAGGAGAAAGAAGGAAAGAAGCCUUUAACUAAACCUAACAACACCAUCAAUGGCACUGGUGGAACACCAAUGCACGUCAACACUCUGCAGGUGAUCACAACUUGGGUCGUUGAAACCCGCUGUAAGAAAGUUUGCACUUCGAAGUCUGACCUUCGCUCCAGUGACUUCAGCAUCGUGGGAUCUUUACCUCGAGACUUUGAACUUUCUAACUUUGACUGUUAUGGUAAACCAGUUGAAGUUACAGGGGCCCUCAAAUCCCAAAACAAAGCCAACAAGAAACCACCACCACCUAAACCUGUCAUACCGGCAGCUGCUAAGCGCAUUGAUCUUUAUGCAAGAGCCCUUUUUCCCUUCUCUUUCCUCUUCUUCAAUGUUGUCUACUGGUCAAUCUAUCUGUAAGAGGAAGAAGAAGAAAGUGAUUUGUAUCUUGGGUACAGAGCGGACAGUGCUGACAUUAAAAGUACACUUUUCUUUGAUAAAUCAUAUAGUAAAUUUAUAUUUAGGUCAUUCCAUUAAAAAAAAAUCUGUUUAAUCAGAUAAAAGUUCCCACCUUACUCUGUCAGAAACAGCUUUCAUGUACAAUAUUUUUAGUAUUUUCAAGGAAGCAAUGAAUAAUAUUACCUUCAUCCUGUCAAUAUUUUCCAAGGUACAUGGAUGCUUGAAAUUUCAUUUGUAAGUGUCAACUCAACCUAUGGGUUAGAUAUCGGGUUAAAGCAAGUUAUAUCAUGGAAGGUCUCCUUUUUACCUACAUUUUCAACCUGUUCACAUCUGCUAUACAGGUAUACAACACAAAAACUGGUGGGUUGUUUGUUUGUUUGUUUUUUUUAACAAUGGAUAUGUGCCAUAAAACAAGCUAUUGCAGAAAUCCACCAUAUGUGAUGAAAUUAGAAAUGACUGCAACUAGAACAUGUUUCCAACAAACUAACAGUAAUCUCUGAGCAGUCUUACUCGUUCAGCAGUGUUGAUGCUCCAAGGAAACCAUGCCUAUCACAGCUUUAUUCCAGUCGAUCAAAACAGACUGGAAACUGUCAGUUUGUCUGGUGUCAAAAAUACAACCAUUAUGAAGGCUGGAUUUAUUAUUGCCAGAAGUUCCUACACAAGAUUGCACGUCGUUGCUAACUAACAACUCUUUUUUUCUGUUUAGAGCCAUGUUUGCAAAGCUGCAAAAACCAGUGUGGUUCCCGGGUAUAACUGCAAAUUUUCACAAAUAUAAAACUUAGCGUCCUAUUGCUUGAGUUCCCUUAAAGCCUGUAUAUUAAGUAGGCACUGCAUGUUUGUCUUUGUGUAAUACAGGACAUUGUGCUAGUUAUAACCUAAAUUAUGCAGUUUAAAAUAUAACUGUAUCCUGUGCAUUAGAAAUAAAUGCUUUUUAUUGAGGGUAACAUUACUGGUCACACUUCAUGCUAAAGGUAUAGUAUUCUAGAGUGGCCAAUGUGGAUGAGAAUCGAGAAAAAGAAGGUUCUCUACAAGAACCGGUUCCUAGUAGUCCAAUUCCUUGGAAUUGUUAGUCUGCCUGCCUGUCAAUCCCGCUUAUCAGUUCUGGCAUGUAUUCUACAAUUAGCUGAUUUCAGUUAUGGAGGAGCAAAUUGUAGGGCAGUUUCCAGCGUGGAUACGAACAUAAUUUUUAUUUUUAUUGCAAAAAAAGGAAGUGCAAACUGCAUCCAGGACAGAACAGGUUGUUGCUAAUAUAACAGCAUGCAAAUGCUAAGCUAUCCAAGAUCCCAGAGCGAUGCUAAGCUGAGUGAAUGCUGAUCCCAGCCCAUGGCUGAGCCAUCACUUGUGAGCUGCCGUGAAGCCAGCUGCCACUGAACUUCAUCCAGUAACAAACAGAUGAGCAGUUAGGCUGCAGGCUUCGUUUCUACCUGUUUUUAUUUAUAUAUUUAUAUUUAUUUAUAUAUUUAUAUAGCCCAAAAUCACAACAAUCUGUUCAUGUUUCUGAAGUAGAAUCAACAUGGAGAUCACUUAAAAGUCUCUUUGUGCUUGUUUUCAUUUUUUUUGUGCUGUAGGCUUUGUGUUCAUACCUAAAUACUAAGAGAAAUAUUAUAUGUGUCCUCAUUAGGGCAGGGAUUUGUGUUGAUGUGUGGGACUGUAAAUUCAGGUUUAUAUUGGCAAAUGGUAAUUAUGAGACAAUAUGUUUUCGUUCAUUUGACCGAGAAAUGCAGUUAUAAUGUAACAAAUAGUGUAACAAAGUACUUCCUCCUCCUUUUGAGUAAUGACCCCUGAUCGUAACAAAGAGUGGAAAUACCUCCAACAUCCACAAAUAUUUGACCCACCGGAUGUAAUUAAUUUGCAUGAAAGUAAUGUCUUUGACAUGGUGCUUAGAGAUGUUGGUGACUCUGAAAAUGAGAAUGGAUACGGGAAUCGAAUCGAUAAGUGAAAUCAAUCAUGAAAUCCCAUCCCUAGUGGCGAAUAAUAAAUAAAAUAAAUUCCAUGAUGAAAAUAUAAUCCAAAGGGAAUAAAAAAUGUAAAAAUAUUCUUCUGCAAUUUCCCUGUUGUUUCAAGUUUGACAGUAGAAGCAUGAUUAAAUUUAUUUAUAUUAUAACAGUCUUAAUUUAGACAUUUUAUUGGCACCAUAUUGAAAAAAAAGAAACAUUUUAAUGUUUUUAAUUAGAUGCCGUGUUUUCAUAUUAAGGUAAAAAAAAUCCAAGUCAUAUUAGAUUCACGGCCUUUUUUUCAUCACUGCGUCAGCGCAACAGAGCCAGACUGGAAGGCUGACACUUGUUACUAAGACUAAUCUUUUUAGUGGUUGUGAUUGUGGAAGUCCUGUGAUCCUUGUGCUUUUAGAUCUUACUGCAGCGUUUGAUACUCUUGACCACAAUAUUCUUACCUCUCGUUUGGAACACCUGGUUGGCACCAAAGGUGCAGCACUGGAUUGGCUUCGUUCAUAUUUGAGUGGCAGAACGUUUAGUGUUAAAGUUGAAAAUUUGGAGUCCACCUCAGCCCCCCUUCCUUGUAGGGUGCCUCAGGGCUCAAUCCUUGGCCCUCUUCUUUUUUCAUUAUACCUGGUCCCUUUGGGGUCUAUUUUUAGAAAACACAAAAUAUCCUUUCACUGCUAGGCAGGCAACAGCCAAAUUUAUUUGCCUUUAGCACCAAAUGGCCCAGGCUCCAUCCAAAUCCUUUUGAACGGCCUUGAAGAUGUCAAAGCUUGGAUGGCUCUGAACUUUUUGAAUUGCAAUGAGAGUAAAACGGAGGUGAUUGUAUUUAGACCUAAUAAUAUUUCAUGCAACCCGCUUAGAAAUUGUGGUUGGCUAGGGUCUUAUAUCAAACAGCAUGUGACAAAUUUGGGAGUCAUUAUGGACUCAGAUUUUAAAUUGAACAAACAUAUUAGUUCUGUGUUGCAACAAAGCUUUUUCCAGUUGAGGCAAAUAGCAAAGCUGAAGCCAGUUUUGUCAAAAUGUGACAUGGAGAAGGUAAUACAUGCCUUUAUUUCAACAUGGCUUGACUACUGUAAUGCACUUUAUGUUGGAGUCAGCCAAGGGUCUCUUGCACGUCUUCAGCUCAUUCAAAAUGCUGCUGCCCGCCUCUUGACUGGUACCCACAGGCAUGAACAUGUAAUACCUAUCCUGUCCUCUCUUCAUUGACUUCCUGUUCAUGACAGAUUACUUUCAAAGUCCUAACGCUGGUUUAUAAAUGCCUUAAUGGUCUUGCUCCCCCAUACCUUUCCAAGUUGCUUCAGCCUUAUAUUCCUUCGCAGACCCUUAGAUCAGCUGACCAGCUGCUGUUGGUUGUCCCAAAAUCUAGGCUAAAACAUAGAGGAAAACGAGCCUUUUCAAUUAUGGUCCCCAAGCUUUGGAAUACGCUCCCUUUAAAUAUUAGACAGGCAUCUUCGUUUCCUGUUUUUAAGUUGCUUUUGAAAACACACCUUUUUUCGAUAUUAUGUGUAUUAUUAUGUUUUUAUGUGAGUGUCAGUGGUUUUAUCUUGUGUUUUACCCUUUUGUUUCUGUUCAGCACUUUGGGCAAACCUUUCGUUUUUAAAUGUGCUAUAUAAACAAAUUGGAUUUGGAUUAAAAUACACUGCUCAAAAGAACACGUUUUAAUCAGAGUAUAGCAUCAAGUCACUUAAACUUCUGGGAAAUGGAUCUGGUCAUUUAAAUAGCAGCAAGGGUUUUUAAUCACUAUCAUCUGCUUUGGUAUUUAUGAAAGUGAACCUGUUACCUAAAAUUCCAUUACCUUACAUAAAAUUUAACUUGGUACUGGGUACAGGGGGUAAUCUACUAGUCGGACGAUUGGUGUUUCGAUUCCUGGCUGCACCAUGUGUAUGCCAAAGUGAGGAAGAAGAAACACUUCUAUCAUGGGAAGCUCCCAGCAGCCCAGGGCUAUUGCAGUAAAACUAAGUGAGGAUCAGAGUCACCUGAUUCAGCCUUAACUAUAUGCUAUAUGGUAGAGAGGGUGUCUUUCUCCCAAAUCCGAACUGGAAGCUGGUUCCACAGAAAAGGGGCCUGGAAAGUGAAAGGCACUGUCUCCCAUUUUACUACCCUAGUAGUCAAAGGUAAACUAGCAGUCUGAAAACAAAUGCUCUAUUGUGGAGCCUGGGUCCUCAAGACCUUGUAUGUGAGGAGCAGGAUUGUGAAUUCAAUUUGGGAUUUAACAGGGAGCCAAUGAAGAGAAG
Messenger RNA from Maylandia zebra (zebra mbuna), 5869 nucleotides. Its product is annotated as glycine receptor subunit beta. Lineage: Eukaryota; Metazoa; Chordata; Actinopteri; Cichliformes; Cichlidae. Gene Ontology annotation, biological process: chloride transport; monoatomic ion transmembrane transport. Gene Ontology annotation, molecular function: transmembrane signaling receptor activity; extracellularly glycine-gated chloride channel activity. The record is from RefSeq and is a predicted model, not a curated record. Gene Ontology annotation, cellular component: postsynaptic membrane.